CAAUAAAUCUCCUCUCUGCUGAACUCCCAAAGGGAGUGUGUGUAUUUCCUCCUGUUCUUUAUCAGAGCCCCCGAAAUAAGUAGGAAUGGGCAGUGGCUGUUCACAUUCAGCACACCUUUUCCAUUUGCUAAUAAGGUCCUGCCAGACUGGAAGGGAGUUGUCCCUGGCUGACUCUGGAGUGAGAAGCCACUGCGACGAUCCACGGGCACCAUGAAACUGCUUCAAGUGACCAUCCUUUGUCUUCUGUCCAGUCUUUGUAGCAGUGACAACGACAUAGAUAAUCAACAUUUAAUCACUCCUGGACCACCAAAAUCGAUUUCUACAGCAGAAACAUUUGUACCAACAACAAAGCCGACAUCAUCACCAAAUCUUACAAAAUCAACAUCUCUCAUAGGAACAACCAACAUGGAAUCCUCACAAACAUUACCGCUGACAACACAUUCUUCACUUACCACUACAGCUAAAGGUGAAGGAGCCAAAACCAGUGGUGCCACGAAGAAUGAGUUCAACACCACGAAAGAAACAAUGACAGAUCAUCUAUUUUCAAAUGUUGUUUCAACAUCCCAAAGUUUUCAACACAAGACUGAGAAUCAGAAUUCAAUCAAAACAACAAAGAGACCAGUUACCUCUUCACAACCAGAUGUCUCACCUUCUGCAACCAGUAUAUCACCCUCAGUACCAACAGCAAUUAUAGGAAACAUCUCACAGUCUCAAGGCACUGAGAAUGCAAAAAAUGUAAGCUCUUCUUCAACCAGCCCCUCUUAUUCCAGUAUUAUUUUGCCUGUAGUUAUUGCUUUGAUUGUAAUAACACUUUCAGCAUUUGCUCUGGUGGGUUUGUAUCGAAUGUGCCGGAAGACAGACCCAGGCACACCAGAAAAUGGAAAUGAACAACCUCAGUCUGAUAAAGAGAGUGUGAAGCUUCUCACUGUUAAGACAAUUUCCCAUGAGUGUGGUGAGCACUCUGCACAAGGAAAAACCAAGAACUGACAGCUUGGUGAAACUUCCCUUCACCUGGGCAGUAAAUAUGCUUAAUCUUCAGCUUCAAUGCUCCGGGGGUAGAAAGAGACAAAGCCAUGUGGAAUUAAUCCUGAUUUCCAAUCCUGCUCGCCAGUCUGCACCAGUCACCUGUCCCAAAAAAGCGAUGCCCAGAUGACAUGCGAUAAUCUGGUAGAAUCAAAAAGAAUCUUGGGCCUCUCCUAUCCUUCGAGACAUGAAAAAGCACAUUACUACAUUUUACAGGAAUAUUCUCAGAAGAGUGAAUUUUAGGAAGGGCGUUUGUGAGCAGUUAAUUUGACAGCCCAGGCAAAUGGAUUUACUGAUGACAUGAACUUCGUUUGUGUUUAAAGUUUCCAGAGAUGACAGUUUUUAUUCAUGGGGGUCUUUCCUACUUCUUGGUGUUCUUAUAUUAUCUAAUGUUUGUAUUUAUUGUUUUCUACUAUAGUAAUGCAGAGAAAAUUUGCAAGUGUAUUAUUAAAUGUUAGGUAGAAAUCACAAUUUGCCACUUUGUACAUAAAGAUAUUUUAUUCAUAUUUUCAUGUUACUUUUAAUAAUUACUGUAUUCAACACACUAAAAAUAUCAUAAUAUGAAUGUGAAAAUGGUAGUGGUAUUGUCUUCCCAUAAUUAUGAAUAUUUGUAUUGAUUAUUAGUACAUGAGGACUCAGUAAUGAAAGGCAUCUGUAAUAAGUGAGAAAGGGACAAAGAAUUCACAUAUCAGACCCUGUUAGAGGGAAGUUAUACCAUUUCUUUGGUCUUUCCACUUGUAAUUCACACUGUGUGACAAGGAUAUAGGGCAUUUACGACACAUUGAACUGCAUUCAUUAAGAAGAUAACAAACAAGAUUAAGUUUUUUUUCCAUAAUUCUUUUGGUUAAUACUCUGUGCAUUUUUUAUCUUUAAAAAUGUAAUGAUUUGUUCCAGCAAUCGUUGUGAAAGCUCCAGUUUGUAGAAACCAGUACUUCAUGAAUACAGAACCAUGAUAUUAUUUUUCAGUGUAACCCUUUCCUGGAAAUACCACAGGCUUGUAGCUGCCACUCCACCCGGAGCACACUCGUCUGUUGAAAGCUGACUGAUCAACCUUGACCACUUCUUUGACACGUGCGAUCAAAAUGUCACGUUGGUUGAAGUUUUGUGAAAAGCUUUGAAACUAAUAAGCUGCCAGUGGCAGCUCUUUAACUUUUAUGAUUACCUAAGCUGAUUUCAAUGCUAAAAAAUCAUCUUAGUGAGGUGAGGGCAGUGUAGUGGAGACAGAAUGGUGUACAUAAAACUGCCUACUAAAAUUUCUUCCGUUGCAAUGUAUUUGAAAACUUUCAGCUUUAGGGAUUAUAUAGUCAUCUUCGUUUUAGCUUCAUGGUUGCUCGACUAUUUCUAAUCAAGGACAACAAGCAAGCACAUCUCUAUUUCUGAUUAGCGUCCCCUUCUGUUUCUUUGAGAAGAAAGAUGGGGACUUGGGGGGUGGGGUGGGAGGAGGGAAAGUAAGAGGGUAGAGAAAAUGGCCAGGAUUUCCAACACACACACUUUCCCUUGAGAGAUGCUUUGUCCAUGCAUAAGUCCAACUUAGAGGUCUUGUAAACGAGUGCAUCAGUGGCUAGAGCAUGCCAACCAUCGGGCAUUUGUCCUCCGAAGAAAAAUAUUCCAACAACCCUUAGCAUGCUUUACUGAGCUCCUCAGCAGACCCCUGUUACACGGAAUGUAUUGCAAAGAAACAAGCUCUUCUGCAAUUUAAAUGACUGCAAGUGAUAUUCCGGCUUUUGGAAAAAAAUGUUUUCUUGACCUUUCAUCAGUAUUGUUGGAAGGGUUUAUAACAAUCAGGAGGAGGGAAAGCUUUUUAAUAGUCAUGAAAGAAUGAAAUUCAUUCUGGUUCAAGAACUGUACAUAAAAAUAUGCUUUAUACUAACAAUUAUAACAUUAAAUCUUUAAAAAGUCAAAGGGCUAAGAGGACUGAGGAAUUUGCAGAGAUAUUCAUGGCAUUUUGUAGCAUCGUUCUCAGAGGUAAUGUCUUGAUUUUUAUAAAUCAACUUAAAUUUCUGUUGAAAUAGGGUAUUUUGUUAUCAAGACAAAAUUAUCAUCACUAAUUAAAUGUUUUUUUUAAUUAUUUGAUUUAGAUGAUCUACUUUUUAUGCCUGACUUGCCAUAAGCUUUUUAUUGUUAUAUAUUAGGCUGGUGCAAAAGUAAUUGCGGUUUAAAAGGUUAAAAAUAAUUGCAAAAACUGCAAUUACUUUUGCACCAACCUAAUAGUUCACAUGUCGCUGCAGCAAAAGAAUGGCUGUACUUAGAUCAAAGGCAAACUUUUCUAUGUGUUUGUUCUGCAUGACAAUAUGAAUAUAAUUUAAGUCUAUCAAUAGUCAAAACAUAAACAAAACCUAAUUAACUGGCACUGUUGUCAUCUGAGAGUCAGCUGAUAUUGUUGGCUGACACACUGGCUGUGAUCAGCCAGCAGAAAAGACUUCUAAAUUCCCCUUACUGAGUUAAAAUAUUCCAUUACACUUCUAACAAAUCUGUGUCUUAUUUCUUGUCGACCUGCCAUACUUAAGUUCAUGAGGAUCAACUCAGGACAUCAACGAAUCUUCAACAAUAAACCUGUUAUCUUUCCCUGA
This is a messenger RNA of Rhinolophus ferrumequinum (greater horseshoe bat), 3593 nucleotides long. It is a transcript of the gene EMCN, whose product is annotated as endomucin. The coding region runs from base 211 to 987 and encodes 258 amino acids. The record is from RefSeq and is a predicted model, not a curated record. NCBI's taxonomy places the organism in Eukaryota, Metazoa, Chordata, Mammalia, Chiroptera, Rhinolophidae. The transcript has 12 exons.